UCGCUGUCAUUCGUCUGCCAGGUUGUCCAAAGUCUCAACGCAAAGCCGGGAAAAUGCAGUUCCUAGGCGUUUCUGUAAUUUUCGUUUUAUAUUUAUCCUGUGUAUCUGGUCUAUACUUUCACAUUGCCGAAACGGAAAGAAAAUGUUUCAUCGAAGAAAUUCCGGAUGAGACUAUGGUCAUUGGAAAUUAUAAGGUUCAGUUGUAUGAUCCUCGUACUGGUGGUUUUAUGCCCUCAAGCCCUGGAAUUGGAAUGCAUGUCGAAGUUAAAGAUCCAGAUGACAAAGUCGUCUUAUCCAGGGUGUACAGUUCUGAAGGAAGAUUUACCUUCACAUCACACACACCAGGAGAACAUAUCAUUUGUUUGUACUCAAAUAGCACCAAAUGGUUUUCUGGUACACAGUUGAGAGUUCAUUUGGAUAUUCAUGUUGGAGAACAAACAAUGGAUUAUGCUGGCAUUGCACAAAAAGAAAAGUUGACCGAACUUCAACUACGUGUGCGCCAACUACUCGCCCAAGUUGACCAGAUCAAUAAAGAGCAAAACUACCAACGUAUUCGCGAGGAGCGGUUCCGACAGACAAGCGAGAGCACUAAUCAACGAGUUCUCUGGUGGUCGUUGACUCAAACGGCCAUUCUCCUGGUGAUGGGUGCUUGGCAGAUGAGACAUCUCAAGAAAUUUUUCGAAGCCAAGAAACUCGUCUAAAACGAGAAAUCUGAUUGUGCUGUCCGUCUAUUUCGGUUUCUUAUCUCGUCUAUCUUUUUUUUUCAUUUUUUUUUUCUACGACUGACUUUGUAAUGGCUAAGAAUAUGAUGAUGGAAUAAAAGUUGAUACCACUGUUUUCUCUCA
Daphnia pulicaria is the source of this 845-nucleotide messenger RNA. It is a transcript of the gene eca, whose product is annotated as transmembrane emp24 domain-containing protein eca-like. NCBI's taxonomy places the organism in Eukaryota, Metazoa, Arthropoda, Branchiopoda, Diplostraca, Daphniidae. Gene Ontology annotation, cellular component: Golgi apparatus; COPII-coated ER to Golgi transport vesicle; endoplasmic reticulum-Golgi intermediate compartment. The record is from RefSeq and is a predicted model, not a curated record. The transcript is spliced from 5 exons. Gene Ontology annotation, biological process: Golgi organization; endoplasmic reticulum to Golgi vesicle-mediated transport; intracellular protein transport. The coding region runs from base 54 to 701 and encodes 215 amino acids.